UCCCCAAGCCAAUGAAUUUGGCAGAAUGACAUUUCUUCUUUAUCAAUGACUUGGCUCACUGGAGAUGGGAAGAGAGACAUCAGCCUAGUAGGAGCCAAACAUUCUGGAUUGUACCUGUCAGUCUAUCACUUCAUGUUUUUGCUUUGCUAAUUCUAACACAGUUUUUAUUCUAUUUUUACAUUAUAUACACUACUGCUUGCUUCAUACACAUACCACUCUCUACUUUAAGUACUCAUUUUACAAUAACACUUAUUUGAGGACUUCCUUCUACUGACCCCCUUAGAUUUUUCUCCCUUACCUAACCUUUUUUUGGGGGUGCUGCAAGAGAAGGAACUGAUGGAUAAUUGUAUGUAUAUUAUCUCUUAGACUAGUUCAGAUUGCAUUUUAAUCUACGAUUUGUUUUAUUUUUUUGUGUGUAUAUGUUUGUAUAAGCUUUUUCUGUGAAAGAGCAGCUUUUAGGAACGUUGUAUAGUUAAAAAGAAAGGUUGAUUUGCCUAUUUAAAAAAAAAAAAAAAAAAGAUUAAAAUAUGAAGAUGAUUUUAGUUCGCAAAUUUAGGGUUUUGAUAUUAAUGAUUUUUCUGGUGGCUUGCACAAUGCAUAUUAUGAUAGAUUUAUUACCAAAGUUGGAGAAGAGAGCAAUAAGCAGUGAUGGAGAUUUGGGAUGCUCUUGUACCCAUAACACCAAUGAGGAGUCACAGGGCUGGGUAAAACAGAGACCCAAGAACACAGCAGAAACUGGCUGGCCUAACAAGCACACCUUGAGGAUUCUCCAAGAUUUCAGCAGUGACCCAAGCUCCAAUCUCACAUCCCACUCCUUGGAGAAAAUCACAGGGAUCGUAGACAAAAAUGAACCUUUUAAAAAGCUGGAACAGCGUGAGAUGAUCAAAGAUUUUCAUAGGAAACAGCUGAUCCAAGAUGGAAUCAUAAACAAAAUGCAUCCUGGUUCAGGAUACUCCAAACUGGCUGCCCUGUUUCAGCAUCCUCUCUACAGAAGUGCUGUCCCUCCUUUGACAGAAGAUGAUGUGUUAUUUAAUGUUAACACUGAUAUCAGAUUUAACCCUAAAGCUGCUGAAAACCCAGAAUGGCAAAAUGGAGCUAAUGAAGGGAAUGAUGAAGAAGAAUUUCUACCCACUGGAGAAGCACAUGUAGAGUCUUAUCCAAACUGGUUAAAAUUUCACGUUGGCAUUAAUCGAUACGAGCUAUAUUCUAGACAGAAUCCUGCUAUCAGCAGUUUGCUUCAAGACCUUACCACUCAGAAAAUCACCAGUGUUUCGAUGAAAUCUGGAGGUACACAAUUGAAGCUCAUCAUGACUUUCCAAAACUAUGGUCAAGCUCUUUUUAAACCCAUGAAGCAAACAAGGGAACAAGAAACACCACCUGAUUUCUUCUACUUUUCGGACUAUGAGCGACACAAUGCUGAAAUAGCGGCCUUUCACUUGGACAGAAUUCUAGAUUUUCGGCGUGUCCCACCUGUUGCUGGCAGACUGGUAAACAUGACCAAAGAAAUAAGAGAUAUCACUCGAGACAAGAAGCUGUGGAGAACUUUCUUCAUCUCACCAGCAAACAACAUCUGUUUUUAUGGGGAAUGUUCAUACUACUGCUCAACAGAACAUGCGCUUUGCGGGAAGCCGGACCAGAUAGAAGGUUCCUUAGCAGCUUUCCUACCCGACUUGUCUCUAGCUAAAAGGAAGACUUGGAGGAAUCCAUGGAGACGAUCCUACCAUAAACGCAAAAAAGCAGAGUGGGAAGUUGAUUCCGAUUAUUGUGAAGAAGUUAAACAGACCCCACCCUAUGACAGUGGUACAAGACUCCUAGACCUCAUCGAUAUGACCAUAUUUGACUUCUUAAUGGGUAAUAUGGAUCGUCAUCAUUAUGAGACCUUUGAGAAAUUUGGGAAUGAGACAUUUAUUAUUCACUUGGAUAAUGGAAGAGGAUUUGGAAAAUAUUCGCAUGACGAGCUCUCUAUCCUGGUACCAUUGAAUCAAUGCUGCAGGAUUAAGAAAUCAACUUACCUGCGAUUACAGAUGCUCGCAAAAGAAGAAUACAAAUUGAGCAACUUGAUGGAUGAGUCUUUGUCAAUGGAUAAAGUUGCUCCUGUCCUAUUUCAGCCUCAUCUAGAAGCAAUGGAUAGAAGACUACGGAUUGUUCUUCAGGCUGUCAAUGAUUGCAUAGAAAAAUAUAAUUACAAUAGUGUAGUUGAAAAUGAUUUGGACUCUGACUUGAGCAACAAAACGACCAAGAGGUAGUGACUCAAGAAUUGUCCCUCAACUGCAAUCUAGCUGACAUGGUCUUGCAAAAGACUGUUUAUGAUUUGGUGUGAAUUCAAUGAAUUCAGGUGUAAGAUGUAAUUGUUCCCGCUGUAGACAAACUCUAGUAAAUCAAGAAGGAUUAGAUAAUAAGAAUUCUGUAUUAUAAGUAGAUUGCAUAUGGAUGGGCUUAAAAAUAUGGUCAAAGACCUGCAGCACAUGUUUGGGUUGUAAGCAUAUCCUGUCCUUCUUGUACAGAUAGGAGGCCUUUAUUUAAAUUUUUUUGUAUUUAUAUAUGGCAUAUAUAUAUAUAUAUAAAAGAUUAUCUACCUACUACUUUUUAAAACAAAGAAAAAAAGGGACACUAUAGUUUUAUCUACCCAACAUACUGACACUACUCAGUAAUGCCUGGAAGUGAAUUUCAACCCAUUUUCUUAUUUUGCAAUGAGGACAUUUUUAACUAUCGUCUGUUUUGAUCCUUUGAGUGACAGAGAGGGAUGAACCACAUGUCAAUGCAAAGAACCCAGCACUCCGGCAGUCAAAGUAUGAGUCAUUCUAUACCAAAAGGGUGCAACAUUUCAAUACGAAGGGUUCCUUAUGAGAGGUUGACUUGAACUAUGCCAUUAUGAAGAAAAAAAUUUAACAAAACACAGCGGGUCUGGCUGUCUUGAUGGUCAUUGGAAGAGCCACUGCCUUCCCAAAUUUGCUUUUAAAUAAAUUUGUGUAUAUAUUGUAUAUACAUGGAUAACAGCUGCUAUUUGUAGCUGAAGCUUUAUUGCGCAGCAGGGUUAUUUUUAUGUUAUUUUUGUGAAUUGUUUGCCGCGUGGUAAGAGUGCAAUAAAAAAAACAGGAUACAUACAACAUGUGUAUUUAAGUAUUUAUUUGCUUAACCAAUGGGCCAUGCUGUGAUUAACGGGCAAUGGACAAUGCUCAUAUUUCAAAUACAUCCUGAAGAAUGUAUAUUGGAUUGAGAGGCAAGCUUCCAUCUUGUCAUAGUCCAGAUUAAUUUAUCAUUAACUUUUAUAAGAAAGUAUCAACAUAUAAUUAUUAAAGGGGUGC
Messenger RNA from Pelobates fuscus (common spadefoot toad), 3305 nucleotides. It is a transcript of the gene FAM20C, whose product is annotated as FAM20C golgi associated secretory pathway kinase. Lineage: Eukaryota; Metazoa; Chordata; Amphibia; Anura; Pelobatidae. Gene Ontology annotation, cellular component: Golgi apparatus. The record is from RefSeq and is a predicted model, not a curated record. The transcript has 10 exons. Gene Ontology annotation, molecular function: protein serine/threonine kinase activity. Gene Ontology annotation, biological process: enamel mineralization; protein phosphorylation. The coding region runs from base 528 to 2246 and encodes 572 amino acids.